Molecule: messenger RNA, 2929 nt
Organism: Musca vetustissima
Lineage: Eukaryota; Metazoa; Arthropoda; Insecta; Diptera; Muscidae
Gene: scat
Product: vacuolar protein sorting-associated protein 54
Exons: 2
Coding region: 1-2922 (973 amino acids)
Biological process (GO): retrograde transport, endosome to Golgi; Golgi to vacuole transport
Cellular component (GO): GARP complex
Molecular function (GO): syntaxin binding
Source: RefSeq, a predicted model, not a curated record
AUGGCUACAGUACCAAAUAUCAAUUCACUGUCACGCAAGACAUCUAACGUUAGUACCACCAGUGACUUGCAAGAAAAUUCCUCCGACCAGACAAUACUAAAGAGCGGCAGUGGUAAUAAUGUUCACACAAAGGUCCUUGAAAGUGGCAAGGCUGGCCUCAGUAGUUGGGAAUCGUGUUAUUAUUGUCCUAGAGAAAAUUUCAAAGCUGUGAAUGAGUUUGUCAAACAUCUACGUGAACGCCACUGUACCCGUGAGGGUGGCUCCUAUGUCUGCCGCUAUGGUUUUAACGGAGUUUGCCCCUCCCUACCGCUGGACGGUGUAUCGGAUCGUGACUAUGAUGCCCAUGUCGCCAAGUAUCAUGUAAAUCAGCAGACACGAGAAAUGCCACCUGAAUGGUCGGUAUUUUCGGCGGCACAAAACCUGCCAGCCGUCCUCAAUGACCCCUCACGUGGUAAACAGAGUAAUCUGUUUACGAAAAAAUGGGGUGUCGAUUUUGUUGAACGUAAUCAUGUGCCUGCUACACCCUAUUUGCCCGAAGUAUCACACAAUGAUUUCGAAAAGUAUUUGGCCAAAAUAGGAAAACGUUACAAACGCCAUGAACGUCUGAGCAGCCAGCAAGCAAUGGCGUUGGAGGAAAAAUCCAACCAAGGUGCGAUACCUUCAUCUCCCAGUCAUGAUGUAAAUUUGAAUUCCGUACCGGAUAUUUUCCUCAAGGAAACCCUAAAUUUACAACAUGCUCCCACAUUUAGUCAAGUUUUUCCCGACAUUUUACAAUCACCCAGUGGCGAAGAACGUCGACGCACCGGACGUUUAUUGCAGGAACAACUAUCACAUUAUCUGGAUAUUGUUGAGGUGAAAAUUGCCCAACAAGUGUCACAGAAGUCGGCUGCAUUUUUCCACGCAAUGACAUCUCAGGAUGCCAUUAUGUCUGAAAUGCAGGAGGCUGCCAAAAAGGUGAAGGCUUUAAGGACAUCACUGCGUGCUUUAAAUGAAACUGUGGUCGUCGAUACAUUCCGUGUACUGCGCUAUGCCCAACGAAGGCAGAACUACGAAGAAGUUUUGGACAAGUUGCGUCUCAUGGCCACAGUGCACAAAACCCAGCCCAUGCUACAACUACUCUUGGGCACACAAGAUUAUGUAGCAGCCUUAGACUUGAUUGGCACCACUCAAGAGAUAUUGACCCAGGAGCUAAUCGGGGUCCACUGCUUUAAACACUUGCCCAUGCAGCUAAACGAAAUGGAAAAGCUAAUCGAUAAAAUGUUAACUACGGAAUUUGAACGUUAUGCCACCACAGAUUUAAAUCGCCCCCUCAGCGAUGUGCUCAAAGAAACCGAUAGUGUCUGUGCCGAGGAAGACAAGUUGGUGUGUAUUGUCAUGGGUCUGCUGCGUAUGAAAAACUUUAGCUUUGUCGAUGCCUACAAGGACGAGGCCAUUGUCACGAUAAAGGCCAUCAUUAAGCAAUUGGUUAUUGAAUUCAUUGCCUCCAGUGAUGCUGAGCUGUGUCUGACUGGAGCGGGAGAGGAAGCACAGAGUCUGACAAUUGGUGAAUGGAUUGCAUUACUGGCCAAGGUAAAGGUGGCUCUGUUGACAGUAUUGCAACGUAUUCAUGCGGUGACGCAUAUUAUGCGUCAGACCAUAGAUGCGGCUGCGGGUGGUUCCUGUGCGGCACGCAAUGACCAACAACAACAGGGUGUUAAAUCGGCACAGGAAGCUGCAGUGAAUCUAAUAGACUCGGAAGCAUUCCUUACCGCCUCCGAUCAGUCACAGGUCCAUGAGAAGCUGGACGAAUUGCUGACAGCCGUUUGUCACUAUUGCCACGAACGGUGUGCCAAUUUAGUGUCACAACAAAGCCUUGAGAAAUCGGUGGCAACGGCAGAGGAGAUUUCCCAUUUGUCAAGUUUGGUAGAUGAUUUCGCCCAGGGUUGUGAGUCGAUUUGUGGAGUGGCAAGUGUACCUCUAAAGGUGGCUGUAAAGGUACAGGCCAGCCGUUUUGCAAAUCGUUUCCACGCUGAGCGUAAACAAAAACUAGCUUUACUUUUGGACACAGAACGUUGGCGUCAGGUUGACAUUCCAAAUGAAUUCCAGAAAAUUAUUGAUCGCAUUUGUGAGAACAAAGAGUUCUGUGGCGGGGCCAGUAAUGCGAGUGUUGGUGCGGCCUUAACAAAUGGUCAUGUCCAGGCGAAUCCAGUUUUAUUGGUAGAAUCGAAACCCUACACAUUGGUGGGCUCUGCUUUGUUGCUAGUACAAAUGCUGUGUGAAUAUUGCCGCUGUGCCCAGCGUUUACCGAUUGUGGCUGGAUACUUGGCACGAAAUGUGGUCGACUUGUUGCGCACAUUUAAUUCUCGUUCCUGUCAAUUGGUAAUUGGGGCAGGAGCAUUGCGUGUGGCUGGCUUGAAGACCAUAACAAGUACAAACUUGGCCUUGGUUUCAAGGGCCCUGCAACUAGUGCUGUGGCUUUUACCCAAAAUUAAGGCACAUUUUCAAGUAUUCGAUUCCACGGCGGUGGCUGGAUUCGAUAUUAUCGAACGUGAUUACAAUGGGCACAUCAAGGAAAUUGAAAAUAAAAUCUAUGGCAUUGUCAGUGAUCGUGUUGCCAUGCAAUUGGAUAGCUGGGAUGCUCGUCCACCUAUACCCUCACAAUGUUUUCGAAUUAUUUCCAGGCAUUUGGUUAAGCUACAUGAGGCAAUAGCACCCAUAUUGCCGGAACAACAAAUUCACGCGAUCUACAGCAUUGUCCACAAGAAUUUCAAAGAUAAACUGAGGGAGAGGUUGUUGGCUUUGAAUAUCAUUAAUAAUGGUGGACCUCAACAUGGUGUGGUGACAUCGGAACUGACCUUCUAUAUGGAAACUUUGCGUACACUAAAAGCUUUGCCUGUUGCCGACUUGGAUGAUAGUAUAAGAGAAUCGAUAUGGAAUUUUUAAUAAUGAA